This is a messenger RNA of Apaloderma vittatum (bar-tailed trogon), 900 nucleotides long. It is a transcript of the gene DAP3, whose product is annotated as death associated protein 3. The record is from RefSeq and is a predicted model, not a curated record. The annotation marks the transcript as partial. The transcript has 9 exons. Gene Ontology annotation, biological process: apoptotic process. NCBI's taxonomy places the organism in Eukaryota, Metazoa, Chordata, Aves, Trogoniformes, Trogonidae. Gene Ontology annotation, molecular function: structural constituent of ribosome. Gene Ontology annotation, cellular component: mitochondrial small ribosomal subunit; mitochondrial ribosome.
AUGCUGAGAAGCCUGACACGACUCGUCCACCGUCCUCUAAAGCUGGACCACGGGUACGCCCUGCAUACCACAGCCAAGGAUUGCUUCAGCUCCCUUGCCAGCCAGGAUGCCCAAACACUGACUGAAACACCAAGAGAGGUUUUCUAUACCAGCGAGAACGACCCGGCCAAGCACGCGGAGCACCACGAGGGCCGUCACUACAGCAUCCCGCUGGAGGAGGUGAAAGCUGUGUUCCCCCACGGGCUGCCCCCCCGGUUCCAGCAGCAGAUCAAGACGUUCAACGAAGCCUACGUGAUGGUGCGAAAACCCGCCCUAGAGCUUUUUACUUACCUGAAAAGCUCCAACUUUGCACACCCAGCGGUCAGAUACGUGAUCUACGGUGAGAGGGGAACAGGGAAGACCAUGACCCUGUGCCACGUCAUUCACUUCUGCGCGAGGCAAGGUUGGCUGGUGCUGCACAUCCCCGAUGCUCACCUCUGGGUGAAAAAUUGCAGGAAACUUAUGCAGUCGUCCUACAACAAAAAACGGCUCGAUCAGCCUUUGCAAGCAUCCGCCUGGCUCAAGAACUUCAAAAUCUCCAACGAGCGCUUCCUCAAAGAGAUAAAAACACACAAAAAAUACGUGUGGGGCAAACGAGAGAGCACGGAGGAGGGCAGCCCGCUGGGGGAAGUGGUGGAGCAGGGUUUAGCUCGCGUGAGAAGUGCCAGCGACGCUGUGGGGGUCGUACUGAAAGAGCUGAGGCAGCACUGUCAGCUCGGCGCCUUCCGGCUCCUCGUGGCCGUGGACGGCGUCAACGCGCUCUGGGGAAGGACCACGCUGAAGAAGGAGGACAGGAGCCCCGUUUCUCCGGAGGAGCUGACGCUCGUGUACAACCUGAGGAAGAUGAUGAUGAAUAACUGG